This is a messenger RNA of Triplophysa dalaica, 1020 nucleotides long. RefSeq names its product lysozyme C-like. Gene Ontology annotation, molecular function: lysozyme activity. Lineage: Eukaryota; Metazoa; Chordata; Actinopteri; Cypriniformes; Nemacheilidae. The coding region runs from base 1 to 543 and encodes 180 amino acids. The record is from RefSeq and is a predicted model, not a curated record. The transcript has 6 exons.
AUGAGCUUUAACACCUAUCUCAGCAAGUGUUUUGAGAAGCUGAUCAGAGACUUCAUCUGCUCUGUGCUGCCUGCCUCAUUAGACCCUCUACAGUUGGCAUAUAGCAGCAACUGCUCUACCGAUGAUGCCAUCGCCUUCAGAGAGUCGGCCUACAGAGAGGAGACCACCGGGUUCCGGAGUUUAGAUUUUUUCAAUCUUUCUGGCUAUAAGGACAUUUUUGUCGCUGACUAUUACAAUGUUUGUCUAACACAAUGGGAGUCAAGCUUUAAUGCAACAGCCACAAAUCAUAACACAGAUGGCUCAACAGACUACAUGAUUUUCCAGAUCAACAGUCGCUACUGGUGUCAUGAUGAUCACACACCCGGCCGUACCAGCAAUGGCUGUGACAUCAACUGUUAUUCUCUGCUGAGCAAAGACAUUUCUUUGUCUGUUAACUGUGCCAAGAUCAUAGCGAGACAGGAAGGCAUUUCUGCAUGGUACGGCUGGAAGAACCACUGCAGGAACCAAGAUGUGAGCCGAUAUAUCGCAGGAUGUGGACUUUGAAGAUUUUUUCCAAUAUCCACUAACCAAAUAGAGCAAAAAUAUUAUUUUCCUUCAAAGACACACGAUUAAUGUGAUUCCCCAAAGAUUGUAUUUUCUGAGCAUGAAUAUAUAGUAACUUUACUUACAGUACAUAAUAUUGAAGAAAAAUACUAUUAUGUAUGUAUAUUGUAUACGCAGUAUAAAGAAUUGUCUCAUUUUUGUGAUCUUUGGCAGAUGCUUUUAUUGUAAAAAUUGAUCCAAAUCACUUUAUUACAUGCAUACCCUGGUAAUAAAACUCUCCACACCACCUUUGCAAUAAUUAUACUCAACGAAUUGAGCAAUUAUCUACAGUAGUUACACAGGUACAAUGUACAAUAAAAAUCAUGUUAUUUGUUGAAAUAGAUAUUUUCUGAAGAGUACAAAAUGAUGAGAAUUGUUUGGAAUGUGUCCACUAAUGGAGUUUGAUUAUCACAUAUGUUUAGUCUUUAUAUUAACUUG